ACUCGUGUGUUGCUUUUAUUUUGGUACAUUUUGUUGGUCGGAACCAUUUGAGAGAGGGACCGGAAGCUGUCAGCUGUGAACACCGCAUCAACUGCAAUGAGUUUUGAGUGGCCCUGGCAAUAUAACUUCCCUCCGUUUUUCACGUUACAGCCCAAUGUUGACACGAGACAGAAGCAGCUGGCGGCCUGGUGUUCCCUGGCCCUGUCCUACUGCCGGCACCACAAGCUCUACACCCUGGACGUCAUGGAGGCUCAGGAGAGCCCCGUGUUCAACAACAAGAAGAUAGAACGAAAACUGUCAAUGGAAGCAAUUCAGGUUGUGUUUGAGGAAUUGAGGAAAAAAGGGAACCUCGAAUGGUUGGACAAAAACAAGUCUCGGUGUUUAGUGAUGUGGAGACGACCGGAGGAAUGGGGAAAACUAAUAUACCAGUGGGUUUCCAAAAACGGGAUGGUCAACUCUGUGUUUACACUUUACGAGUUGUCUAACGGUGACGACACAGAAGGUGAAGAGUUCCACGGGUUAGAGGAGUGGAUGCUGCUGCGCUCGCUGCAGGCGCUACAGACAGACGGCAAAGCGGAGCUCAUCACCAUGGACGACAGCAAGGGCGUCAAGUUCUUUUGAAACGGUGCUGGAGUCACACUCACUGUCUGGGAGCCCUCUUUACUUUACCUCACAGGCAGUUUUUACAGAUUCAGCCGUUCAGGGCGACACAAGCUGCACCUCAAAGCCCAGCCCCGGGGGUCGCUGGGCCUGCAAGUUGUUGUUGCCUUUUUUUUUUUGCUUUCUUAUUGGAAGAGAACCAAUAUCAUUUCUAAGUGACACGGCGUUUAACGUAGUCACAGGUAACAUGCAACGGGCCUUUCAGGGGACUAAAUACUAUCAAUACUGAAUACUCCUGGGGAAACUCUCCCCACCAGCUGUAACUUUUACUCUUUUCUUUCUUGUAAAUAGUUUUAUUCUGAUUUUUUCCCCUACUAACAAAUUUCCUCGGUAUAUAAUUAGCUCUGGACCUCAGCUGUUGACAUCCCAAAGAAAUCCCCGAACGCAACACCAGAGGGACUUUUUAUUUUGAGAAUGACUGCUUCCAGAAGAGGAGCGGCGCCGUGGGGAAACGGACCACCAAUCCCAGCUCGAUCAGCUGAGUGUUAAUAAUAGUGGACUUCAUGUACAGAUUGCUGUCAUCCUCCUAUUGUGCAGUGGCUACUGUGACACUCCUGUUAUACUCUCUCUCUCUCUCUGUCUUUUUUCAUAUCCUGUAGGAAAAUAAAUUGGAAAUUUGCUA
Centropristis striata (black sea bass) is the source of this 1282-nucleotide messenger RNA. RefSeq names its product vacuolar protein sorting 25 homolog (gene vps25). The transcript is spliced from 6 exons. The record is from RefSeq and is a predicted model, not a curated record. Gene Ontology annotation, biological process: protein transport to vacuole involved in ubiquitin-dependent protein catabolic process via the multivesicular body sorting pathway. Gene Ontology annotation, molecular function: protein homodimerization activity; structural molecule activity. Lineage: Eukaryota; Metazoa; Chordata; Actinopteri; Perciformes; Serranidae. The coding region runs from base 97 to 621 and encodes 174 amino acids. Gene Ontology annotation, cellular component: ESCRT II complex.